AUGAGAAAUAAAUAUAUUAUUUUUCUAUAUUUAUUCGUAUUAAUAUCACAUAUUUAUUGUGUUCCUCCAAAAUGUAUAACAACAAAAAAUAUUUACAAGGAUAGUCAAGUAUUUGGGGAUGGAGUUACAAUAGAAAAGAAUGUCGAAUGGUGGUUUUUAGAACAAUUAAGUCACAGUAAAGGGGCUAUUUAUACUGAUAACACAUUAAAAGGAGGAAGUUCAGAGAUAAAUGAAAUUGCAAAUUAUAAUAUUAGAGAUCCAAAAGAACCAAACCCUAUUACAUCUACAUACAAACAGAGUUUACCAAAUAAAUCUGACAACAAAAUUAUAUAUAAUAGUUUGACUUAUAAUGAUCAGCCCAGUGGUAGUUACGAUAGUGUUUGUUUUUAUUAUUUAACUUUUUUUUUUUUUUUUUUUUUUUUUUGUUUAUCAUUAUUUGCACAUGCAAAAGGAUUUUUCAUUUGGAAUGAAGAAGGGGGAAUUCAUGUAAUUCACAGUGUUCCACAAUCUCCAGAAAAAGGAUAUGAACCUCUUUUUAAUUUCAAUAAAAAGACUUUAAAAAAUCAACAUGCUCAACAUUCAAUUUGUAUAACUUUGUCAAAAGAAGAACUUUAUAUUAUUCCAAAGUAUAUUAUUUAUAGUAAUUUAAAUAUUCAAACCAUUAAUACAGUUUCAACAGGAAAUGGUCAAAAGGUUAAAAAGGUAUCAUCAGCCGAUUCUUAUUCCAGAAAUCUCAAAACCAAGGUUGAAAAGAUAAGCUCAGGAGUCAUUAAGUUGGAAGAAAUUGAUAGUACAAUUUUAGCAACAAAAAUUCCCAAAACUUUUAAAGAAUUGGAUGGUCUAAUGAGUGAAUAUAUUUUUGUUGAAAAAAAGAAUGAUGGUGAUCCUGAUAUAUGGGAUGGAAUUAUUUAUUUAAAUAAAUGGUCACAAUUGGCAGUUUUAAUUCUAAACAAAGAUAUUACAUCAUCAGAUACAGCUCAUGAAACAAAUGUUCACUAUAAUAAAAUUUAUGAGAGUAAAAAUAAAGGGGAUUAUUUCAUUCAAACAACAAAUAAAAACCUUUAUAAAGCGUAUAAUAAAAAAAUUGACAAAGCUCACAAGGAAAAAAUUAAAUUUUUUAUACUUUGGCAUUACAUCGAUAAUUUUAAAAAUGGUAAUAAUUUUAAAACAAUGGUCCAUACUCAAACAAAGAUCGAAAAUGGACUAAAUGCAAUAUCUCCAGCAGUUGAAUCAGUUUAUCUUUCUUACAGAUUCGAAACACCUUGGUCAGAAGUUAUUAGCUCUGAUUCAGGAAGUGACCAUUCAAAAAUGUCUUAUCAAUUCAAUAAUAUGGAUAAAGCAUAUAGCGGUGGCGGUGGUGGAACUAUUUGCUUUGGUGAUUUAAAUUGGCAUGGAAGGCAAGAGGCACGUGGAGGUGGUUCUUUUUGCAGUGACGAAAUGAAAUAUCUUUCUGAAUACUUUUACAGAAGAGUUGGUAUAAUUAGACACCCAGAUAAAGGUCAAUAUCUUAUAAAAGCUUCUUUAAGAUUAAAUAGCAUUGCAGGUCAAAAGUUGAAUUUAAACGGAUUAAUAGAUAAAUAUCCACAGCGUCUAAAAGAAAUUUUAGGUAUCAGAAAGCUAGACUUUGAAACCAAGGUAAAAGGUUAUGAAGAUGAUGAAAAAUACUAUCAUUUGAAUCCAUUUAUUAUCGUUUACAAUAAUGAAAAAGAUAAAUUAUUUUCAAAUGAAUAUAACUAUGGUUAUGACAAUGUUUACAUUCCAUUAUUAACUCAACUUAAGGAUCAAACUACAAAUAAAUACAAAUCAGAGUUAUUCGAUUUCAAUGUGUUUCCAUCAAUCAAUGGGGAAAUUAUUUUAUGUGAUGAUAAUGAUGUCACUUGUAGCUUUGAAAAAUCCAAAUCUUACCAAUUGUUUAAAGAUAUCUAUGUUGAAUCAACAUUUACACUUACCUCAUCAAAAAAGAAUAAAAAGGUAACUGCUCUAACACAAAAUACCAUUAUCGAACCAACAUCAAUACUCACACCUUUCCCAGAUAAGAUAUAUAUCGAUUUAAAAAAUAUUGAUUUAGUAAAAGAACUUUAUGAAAAAUUGAAAUUUAUUAAAAAUAAAAACAUCAUUCAAUUGAAAGAAGUUAAAAUCAAAGAUGAUUUAGAACCAUUUAAAUUCCCAAAUAAAAUCGAAGGCGAUCAAAGUGAUAGCGAAGAAGGUCAUGAUGAUAAGGAUUAUAAUGAAAUUAAUAAAAAUAUAUGUAAAGCUUUUCCAAGUGAUACAGACUCAAAAAUCAUUAAAUAUCAUCCAGAUUGCCAAGAUCAUCUUAUCUAUUGUAUUCUCUUAACUGAAAAUAGACAUGGUGAUCUACAAAACAUCAAAUCCAAUGAUGAAUUAAUAAAAGUUUUGGGUGAAUAUACCAAAGGUAUAAACGGUGCAUUAAUAAUUUAA
Molecule: messenger RNA, 2439 nt
Organism: Dictyostelium discoideum AX4
Lineage: Eukaryota; Evosea; Eumycetozoa; Dictyosteliales; Dictyosteliaceae
Exons: 4
Coding region: 1-2439 (812 amino acids)
Biological process (GO): DNA metabolic process
Molecular function (GO): deoxyribonuclease II activity; DNA endonuclease activity
Source: RefSeq, a predicted model, not a curated record